GCCCUCACAUGUGGCUCAUUGGACCGCCUUCCCACAGGAGGAAGAGGAUGAUGAUGAUGAUGGAUCAGGGACUGUCCCCUUCCACGCGCGCCGUGUUCCACCAGGGACCCGCCGGGAACCCGCCCAAGGCGCACAGCAUCGACGCCAUCCUGGGUUUCAAGGAGGACCUCCUCUUCCAUAAAGCGGGCGCCUACUGCGGCCUGACAGACAAAGUUCGGGGCAUAGGAGCCGAGGAGCCAAAAAGUCACUUCUCGGAAGGUUUUGACGGGGUGUGCUGCGGUAAUGACGGCGGGGGUGACGCGACAACCUGUCCGGACUCGCCGGACCCGGACGGCAAGCUAUCAGACGACGACAACCCCAAAAAGAAACACCGUCGGAACCGGACCACCUUUACCACCUUCCAGCUGCACGAACUGGAGCGAGCCUUUGAGAAGUCGCACUACCCGGACGUGUACAGCCGGGAGGAGCUGGCCCUCAAAGUCAACCUGCCCGAGGUCCGAGUGCAGGUUUGGUUCCAAAACAGGAGGGCCAAGUGGCGCCGACAAGAAAAGCUGGAAGUGAGUUCCAUCAAGCUCCAAGAGACCUCCUCUUUGCUCUCCUUCAGCCGCCCACCCACCACGGGACCCCUCGGCUCGGGCCUGCAGCUGGACCCCUGGUUGGCCUCCCCACUCACCACCUCCACCAGCCUGCAGUCCCUCCCGGGCUUUAUGGGGGGCACUCAGGCACUGACCAGCGCUUACACCGCCUCACCUCCCCCCUCCAUUCCGCCGUCUCUGCCCGCCUCCUUCCUCAACACCCCCACACUGGGGCACACCCCCCACUUGCCCCGCAUGGGCUCCAUUUGCCCGCCACAACCACCGCUGCAUCCCCCGCAGGUCUACCAGUGCUCGUCAGAUCCGAGAAACUCCAGCAUUGCGUCAUUAAGGAUGAAGGCCAAAGAACACAUUCAGUCUAUUGGCAAGACGUGGUAAUGCUGAAUACCCAGCAUGCACCUGGAUACACCUGCUGCAUCUUUUUUGGAAAACUGAUGGAUUUGUACCAUUUUGGACGGCCGACAUUGCUAUGAUACAAACUGUGACAAACUUUUUUUUUAUACAUUUUUGUUUGUUUAGUCUCAUUUUUACUUUUUGCCAACACCCUUUCCUCUUGUGGUCACCAUUAUCUAUUUAUUUUACACUUGUACAUGUACACAAAAUCAUUAAUUUCUGCUAAUGUGAAUAGUUUGUCAACAUAAUAAUA
Messenger RNA from Nerophis lumbriciformis (worm pipefish), 1239 nucleotides. It is a transcript of the gene rax, whose product is annotated as retinal homeobox gene 3. Gene Ontology annotation, molecular function: RNA polymerase II cis-regulatory region sequence-specific DNA binding; DNA-binding transcription factor activity, RNA polymerase II-specific. The record is from RefSeq and is a predicted model, not a curated record. Lineage: Eukaryota; Metazoa; Chordata; Actinopteri; Syngnathiformes; Syngnathidae. Gene Ontology annotation, biological process: positive regulation of transcription by RNA polymerase II.